Molecule: messenger RNA, 1077 nt
Organism: Clonostachys solani
Lineage: Eukaryota; Fungi; Ascomycota; Sordariomycetes; Hypocreales; Bionectriaceae
Source: the annotation of a GenBank genome assembly
AUGUCUCGACAGUGGAUUCUAACCGGACAAGAAGGCUUCGAGACCUCCCUCGAGUACCAGCAGAAUGUUAAAGUUCCAUCUGCAAGCGAACUCGGACCCAAUGAUGUUCUAGUUCAGCUACACGCAGCCAGCCUUAACUAUCGAGAGCUUGUCAUUUCUGGCCCGGCCGGCAUCAACGGACCUAUCAACCCACCGAUCGUUCCCGGAUGCGAUGUCGCUGGUGUCGUCAAGGCUAUCGGCUCAGCUGUCCAACAAUUCCACGUUGGAGACCGUGUCAUCACAUACCUCGCACCCAAGCUCGUCGAGAGAGACGGUGAUGACGCAUUGGCUGGUUUGGCAGACGCUGUGCUCUGUCUUGGUCAAGGAGACGAUGGGACUUUGCGGUCAGACGCUGUGUUCCCGGAGGUUGGCCUUGUUCAUGCGCCCAAAUCGCUGGAAUGGCUGCCUGCUGCAACGCUGAGUUGCAACUGGACUACGGCCUGGAACGCCUUUUUUGGCCUGAAGGGCCAUCAUGUUGGACCUGAGUCCUGGGUCCUGGUCCAAGGGACUGGCGGCGUCAGUAUUGCCAGCUUGCAGCUCGCCGCUGCAGCUGGGGCCAACGUGGUCGCGACAACUUCCUCGGAUGAAAAGGCCGCUCGUCUCAAAGCUCUUGGUGCAAAGCACACCGUCAAUUACCGGACUAGCCCCGACUCCUGGGGCUCUGAAGCCCGCAGCUUCACUCCAGAUGGGCGGGGCUUCGACUUUGUCAUUGACAUUGGUGGCAAUGAAACACUCGCACAAUCCUUGGCCUCGGUGCGGGUUGAUGGCCUUGUGCAAGUGGUCGGCGGCGUUGGAGCAAACGCGGAUGCGGUGCCCCUCUUCGCUGUUCUCCUUCAUACCUGUCUCGUUCGUGGUAUCCUGGCUGGUAGUAGGACACAGCUCAAAGAAGCAGUGCGCUUUAUUGACGAGAAACGGAUUGUACCCGCUGUGGACGAUGUAGUGUUCGAGUUGGCCGAGGCAAAGGAAGCUUAUAGGCGCCUAAAAGAGAAGAAGCAUUUUGCCAAAGUGGUGAUCAAGAUUGAUCAUUCAGAGGUUUGA